ACCUUCCAAUGGCGAAGGCUUGGCUGAUGAAUAUUAAUAGACAAGCCUUCGCCAUAGUAAGACCCAUCAAUUCACAAUAAGGGACAGUCUGCGCCAACGGGGACAGGUGGGAUAUUUAUCAUCAUGCUGGAAAUCCAGACUAACAGUCAACAUACGCCUCUGAACCUUCUGCUCGGCUGAGAAACAAACACCAAAGAUCAUAUUUACUGUAAAUGGUGCUGAUUGCCUCUGCGGAGGAGCGCCUCUGCCUUUGCCUUUGGACAUUUGCAGGUCUGCCGUCAUCUUUCUGUGAGAAAUCUCGCAGAAGUCAGUGCAGCCAAGGGGCUUCAGCAUGUUUUGAGUAAAUAAAGAUAUCGAACGAUAUCUCCAUACCAUAAAACGAUGCUGGACAAGAGUAAAUAUAAUUUGGUAGACGACUCAGUGGAUCAGAGGAUUCCUGCUGAUAAUGAUGGGCAGGUCCAGCAUGGGCUCACAUUCGAGGUGAAGUUCAUCGGGAGCCUGGAUAUCGUGCGACCCAAAAGCAGGAUUGAAAUAUUGGUCGCUAUGAGACGAAUACGGUAUGAGUUUAAAACUAAGAACAUCAAGAAGAAGAAAGUCAACCUUAUUGUGUCAGUGGAUGGUGUCAAGGUGGUUUUGCGAAAUAAGAAAAAGAAAUAUGACUAUAGCUGGGAUGAAAGCCAAAUGACCCUGGCCCAGGACCCCAUUUUCAGAAUAUUUUACAUCUCGCAUGACUCACAGGACCUGAAGAUAUUCAGUUACAUAGCUAGAGACAAGAAAAACAAUGUGUUCCGCUGCAAUGUCUUCAAAUCAAAGAGAAAGAGCCAAGCCAUGAGGAUAGUGCGGGCCGUGGGUCAGGCGUUUGAAGUGUGCCAUAAACAGAGUCUAGACAAUGCUGACGCAUGGCUCGUGAAAGGUGAGGAGGAGAGAAACAAAGAUGAGACUUCAGUUGCUGGCGGUACCACUGAGAGAUCAGGCAAUGCUGGGCUGGAGAAAGAUGAAAAGGUGGUUGAAGAGCCAGUGUUGGUGAUGGAGUCGUCCAGGCUAGGGUCUCCUCUCUCCAGUCCUCUAUCCGUGAGCCAUCAGGUGCAGCUCCUGCAGAGGCAGUUACAGCAGCAGGAACAGAGGAGUCAAGCCGCCUCCGCACAGGUGGUUCUGCUGCAGCAGCAGCUAUCGGUGGAGACCAGUGCCAGGACAGAAGCUCAGGCUAGAGUCCAGCAGCUCCUGCAGCAGAACACUGAACUCCUGCAGCACCUCUCACUGCUGGUCAAACACGUCCAAGAGCUGGAGCUCCGCACUCAACCACACAAAAACUCCCCUUUGGGAUCUCAAGACAGCCUUCUGGAAAUCGCCCUGCGUGCCAACAUGCCAGCUGUAUCACGUGAGCCCAACCCGAAUCCUUCCUCAAGUGAUCGAGAGGGCUUCCCUCUCUCAAACAGCCUGGUUCGGCUUGACGGCUUUCGUUUCUUCUCAGAAUCUUCAGAUCAGGAGAAGAAGCCGGAGCAGGACCGUGACUCAGGACAGGGUCAGGAUGAAGAUCAGUCGGGCGGCUGCUCUCCUCCAGGGAACCAGUUCCUCAGCUCACUGGACACACCUGGAUUCAGAGAGUCCGGUAUUGCAUCCGGAUAUGAGUCCAACACGGAUGAGAGCGAUGACCGGGACAGCUGGGGCCAGUAACUUUGUGCAUCUGAUGCCGCUUUUCCACUGGGGCUGGUGCCAGAGCUGGAGCUGAUGCUUGGCCAAGAGUGGCACUCAUUCAGAACCGGCUUGCAUUUCCACUGGCAAGGAGCAAAUCCUUCUACAUCACCUGUGACCGGAAUCACUUGUUAUCUGUUCCAGAAGGAGAGCAUUGAUCUGUUCUGUCAACCACUGCUGAACUGACACAUUUUUGUGUUAAUGUUGUUCAUUUCGCUGAAACCAUGACGGCUUUAAAAAUAGCGCCUUUCAAACAGCGGCCUGUAGUGGAAACUCUGCCUAUGGACGUCACAGGAUCCCUUGUUUGAGAGCAGCAAGGUUCGGGCCGGUUCUGAUUUUUUUUUUGAGUGGAAAAGCAAAGCCCGGUUCCCGGUUGGGCUCUGGUUCUGGCACCAGCCCUGGUGGAAAAGCAGUAUGAGUGUGUGAGACUGGUAGCAGCUAAGCACUUUAUAUUGGUGGGGAGAGUUUUAUAUGUCAACUUCAGCUGUCAGAAUAAAUAUAUAAAUAAAUAUCAGAAUAUAUAAAUAUGUAUUAGAAAUAUAUAUAUAUAAAAAGAAACUAAAAGACGUUACACAUCCCAGUGUGUUAAAUGAUCAGAUCCCAGCCGGUGGGUAUCCAGGUAUCCAAUGUGAAAUUGUGUAAAAAUCAUAGUUCACCGAAAAAGAAAAGUUCCAAACCUGUGAAUUUUUUUUUUUUUUGUGUGUGUGUGUGUGUGUGUGUGUGUGUGUGUGUGUGUGUGUGUGUGUGUGUGUGUGUGUGUGU
This is a messenger RNA of Cyprinus carpio (common carp), 2454 nucleotides long. Its product is annotated as carboxyl-terminal PDZ ligand of neuronal nitric oxide synthase protein-like. Gene Ontology annotation, molecular function: nitric-oxide synthase binding. NCBI's taxonomy places the organism in Eukaryota, Metazoa, Chordata, Actinopteri, Cypriniformes, Cyprinidae. The record is from RefSeq and is a predicted model, not a curated record.